GCUGCGAAUGUAUCACUCCCAUUUUGGUAGAACGGGUCCUGGAGCGAGGCUUGGAAAUCAUCUUGACUUCUAAAACUUCUGGAUCUCAUGGCAUAUUUUACAGCCAUGUUUGGUGCUGCAAUUCUUUUGGGAUUCAUCAACCUUUUAAUGGCAAAAGAAGAUACGUGUGAUCUCUAUGCCACUCCUGGGCAGAGUCUGACUCUGCCGCUUGCAUAUGAACGACUGACAAACUCUCAUAUCCUGAGAUGGAUUCACAACAAUACAGUCAUUUUCUACAGGCAAGGAAAAGUGUCAACUGGAAAACCAGAGGACAUUACUUCAAAUGGAUCACUCGUGCUUAAGAAAAUUCUGUUUUCAAGUCAAGGGAUUUACAAAGGACAUGUACUGCAUCCCAAUAAUACAUCUGCUAAAACAUGGACUGGGCGUCUCUGCGUGCUGGACAAAGUAUCAAAACCUCAGCUCAGUUAUUCUUGUGACUUCAGCUCUAUGGCUAUUAAUCUUAAUUGCCAUGUUACUAAACCUGAGGGUUUGGUGUUUUCAUGGACGCUUGAUAAGGAGACAUUAAAAAGUGAAACAAAACAAACACUGAGCAUAUCUUUUAUCGAUCUGAAAGCUGAGAGAAGUUUCACAUGUGAUGUGGCAAACAAAAUCAGCAAGGCGAGUAGCGACAAGGUUCGGCCGACUUGUCCACCUUUACUUUCUUUUAAACGUCAAACUGUAAUGGCAGUCCUAGCAGGAGGAGGAGGUCUGAUUCUUUUUCUGCUCUUCGUUAUCGUUGGAUUGUGCUGUUUACUCAGACGCAACAAAAGCCAAACGAGUCCCAGGGAUAAAGGCGAACUGAGGAUGCUUUCUCUACAGAAGCAGGAGACUCACUCUGUAAGUCCAGAACACAAGAAUAACCACCCAACAGAGGUUGUCACUCCACCGCUGAUACCUCAGCCUUCACCAAGAACAUAUUACCAGAAUGUUCCUCAGCUUGAAGUUCAGACUGAAAACAGCCCUUCACUCAUGUAUGAAGUUCCUGACAGACCACAGCCUUCACCUGUACCGAAACCAAGGACCAGGAACCUCCAACAAGUAAACACCUGACAUCACAAUGAGUUUUUGGAGUGGUGACCAAAAAUAGUGUUUGUGGAAAAUGUCCUUAUUAUCUUUGCCCACACUCGUUCUUACUAUUUGGUUUUGCAGGUCUUUAAGCUAAAACUUAAAAUAACAAAAUAUUUAUUUCCUUUUCAAUUCAAUGUUAUGUGAUUAAAUCAAAGUGUCAUUACUGACAGUCUUAGCUGUUAUAUCACGAAUGAUCUAAUUCCAGAGGUAAUUCAGUCUGACGAUGUAAGCAACUAGUCAUAAUUGAUAUCAUAGAAAUGAUGCAUAAUGCUUGUAAUAUUCUGUAAUUCUCCUGCUGUUAGGCACUCUCACGAAAAGGUACUUCAAGCUUACUAAAUCAUUUUAGAAUUUUUUUUUUUAGAUUUAUCAAACAGAAGUGAACUGUUGGGACUUACACGGUAUUUAUGUAUGUAUUUUUCUUUAGCAACGCAGGAAUAGCAACUGUUCUAUUAAUAGAUCUAGGACAAAAGUGGUUUAUAUCAGCAUUAGGCUACACAGACAGUAACUACUAGCAUAAAUUCAUCCACUGGUUUUAUCUUUGAAAUGAGGAGAACAUUGCCAUAAGCUGUGGCAUGAGAUUUAUUAUUAUUAGGCUUUCAACAAGAAGAAUGACCUGUUCUGUCAAAGAAAUGACCAGUCACCAUUUGACCUACUUCUGAAAUCGUUUAAAAAAAUAAAAAGGAUACCCCACUUACACAACACUCUUACAUGAAAGCAGAUGGAUUUUCUGUUACAUGUAAUCAUAAUGUGCGCUUACAAACUGUAUGUGUUGUUUGAAAUAAAUAAAGCUGUCAAAAUGAUCUUUGCAUGGAAAACUACACUAAACAGCUUAUCUGUGUCAAACACAGCCCUUUGUCGCAGCUUCUUACAUGUCAGCAUUCUUGCACUUAUUAAAAUUUGCUUGCUUGCAAGAAGUUAUUAAAGGGAGAAAAAAAUCAAUAGAGAAAUGGAUUAGCUAAGGCAAAUAUCUAUUAUCGCCAACGGGUAAAUGGUAAUCCACACAUGAAAGUGUUUGCUGUCUCGCCUAAUGCUGUGUGACAGCCACAUAAUGGAAUCCCCCUGAGCGUCACUGCCUAAAACUUACAAACCAAUGUCAUCUUUUGUCAGGUCCCGCUCCACUCCUGCUUUCUAUACAUGGCAAAAAAAUUCAGUCCAGCUGAAUUUGCUCGUAAAGCUGGUAUCUGCUCCUAGAACAAUGCCCCUUUUUUCUCCAUUUCCCAAGAAACAUUGAGUCUUGGCUGGCAACUCGCCACAUUCAGUCACCAGCUUAAACCGUGCACAACAUACAUAGAUGGAGAUGAACAUCUCAUAUGUCUAUUCCAGGUCUACCCUAGAAGUGGAAGGGAAAUACGUCUACUGUAAAUUAUGCUUAAUCAGUGGUUCUUGGAGUUUAAAGGAUACACCGUUUUGAUCUUGGUGUGUGUGUGUGUCCAGGAAAAGGGUCAAUUACCCUUGGAAAGUAUCGUGUCAAAUCAUUUCUGCCAAGUCUAAGGAAAUCAGAACAUCAAAAGUCAGCCAGUGCAAUGGCGUUUUUCAUCAGAUUUUUCUGAAAACACAAACAUUAGCCUUCUGUUACCAUUUUCUCUCACUUUGACCUCCGUCCAUUACUGACACGUAAAGUAUACAACACAUCGAGCGAGCUGAAAUCACAGUCUUUCAAAUCAAGCUCCAAUUUAUUGAAAAGGAAACAUGGCCAAUUACUCUUAGAAAAAGAAACCCUCAAAGUGACUCACUGCCUUUAAAAAUCAUUCAUCGUGUAAAGUAAGUAGAAACUGUAGUUCGUGGUCUUGCUGUAUACAUAAGAGAAAAGUGCUGUUAAAUUCUUUAUUCGAAUGUCUCAUUAAAAAUCAGAUUUACAGAAUCUGUCAGCGCACCAGUCCUAUUGAUGUUAUUCUUCUCCAUCUGUGCACCUCACACUUUCGCUCCCCCACGCAGCACAUGCAGUCUGCUGGCUGUCUCUGCACAGUCUGUGGGUGAGUGCAACACAAUCUUACAAAUUUGCUGAGAGAUCUGGCAGAACUGAUUUUAUUUUUCUAUGAAAGUAGAAUACUUUCCAGACUUCAGCAAGCUCAAAUACACUGCAUGUCAAAGAACUACUCAGUGUACACUGUGUUUCUAACCAGCUCUGACAUUUCUCGCUAAAAGAUUAUGUCUUUAAAGGGAAAUUAACCUUUUCAUCUGAAUAUGAUGUUGGCUGCAUUAAGCAAUAAUCCUUCACUGGUUUGCACCAGGUGGUGUGUGGCUCCUUGCAACGUUCUUGUAAAAACUAGUUAGAAAAACGUGUCUUAAUCAUUUUGGUUACCUGAAAACUAAAGAAUGUUUUAAGAAGAAAGACUUCUGCAAGUUUCAGGAGGCUGUCUAAUCAAAGGCAAUUCACAAAUCACUGUAGCAUGACAAAAUUCCAAAAACAACUUGUCAUUGGAGGCAAAAUAGUUCACAGACACGCAUAAAGGUCUAGUUUUUUUUUUUCUUUUUGGUGAAUUUGGGCUAUAGGUUAGACAAAACAAAAUAAAACACUGGAAGUAGCACUGCAUAGCAUCCCCUUGUCUUUUAACAACAGUCCUUAACACCUGAGUUUGGAGUUCAGGUGUUUGAUUUCGUUGGAGAGGAAUGUUGUCC
Molecule: messenger RNA, 3726 nt
Organism: Haplochromis burtoni (Burton's mouthbrooder)
Lineage: Eukaryota; Metazoa; Chordata; Actinopteri; Cichliformes; Cichlidae
Exons: 1
Coding region: 88-1089 (333 amino acids)
Source: RefSeq, a predicted model, not a curated record